AUGUCACAUGGACAUUGAUAAUCGAACCAAUCAAAAAACAAAUUAUUUCGAGAAAAAAAAACGCGCUUUCGAUUUCGACACGCUCCACGACUAGAUCUAAAACUUAAUUUAGACUCUAAGUGUAAUUAAUCUAUCGCACUAACUACUCGUUAACAAAGAAUAGAAGAUUUUUAUUGUGAUAAUAUAAAUAAAAACAUUACAUAAUGCCACUAUUGCGAUUAACUGCUGGUACUUUUGGGCAGUUGCGUACCUUCGCAACGUCAUCGGCCCUAGGAAAAAGAGUGAAGACCUUUGCAAUAUAUCGUUGGAAUCCAGACGAGCCUGACAAGAAGCCGCACACCCAAAACUUUGAAGUCGAUCUAGACGAUUGCGCGCCCAUGGUGCUUGAUGCUCUAUUGAAAAUAAAAAAUGAAAUGGACCCAACCCUUACUUUCAGACGAUCUUGUCGCGAAGGUGUCUGCGGCUCGUGCGCGAUGAACAUCGACGGUAUCAAUACACUCGCUUGCAUCAGCCAUAUCGAUCAGAACCUCUCAAAGCCUUCAAAGAUAUACCCUUUGCCACACAUGUACGUAGUAAAAGAUCUCGUGCCUGAUCUUACUAACUUUUAUCGCCAAUAUCAAUCCAUAGAGCCUUGGCUGCAGCGUGACAAGGAAGCAGUUAAAGGUGCGGAGACACAGUUACUUCAGGAUGUAGAAGAUAGAGCUAAACUUGACGGUUUGUAUGAAUGUGUACUUUGUGCGUGCUGCUCGACGAGUUGCCCGUCUUACUGGUGGAACGGUGACAAGUAUUUGGGUCCUGCAGUACUGAUGCAGGCUUAUAGAUGGAUCAUUGAUUCUCGUGACGAGGCUACAGCUAAACGGUUAUCGAAAUUGAAAGAUACCUAUUCAGUUUACCGUUGCCAUACCAUCAUGAACUGCACUAGAACAUGUCCAAAAGGUCUUAACCCUGGCCGAGCCAUAGCCCAAAUUAAAACAUUACUGUCAGGAAUUGUCAAGAAGCAAGACCCCAUCAUGGACCCGGCAGGUUUAGAGAAGCAAACGGCACAAAACUAAUAAUUAUGGCUGUAGUUAAAAUUCUAUUAAGUUUUUGCCAAUAUGUUAAUUUAUUAGUUGACAAUAAUUUGACUUUAAGAAAAGUACAAUUUGAUAGUUAAAGAAUACAAUAAUUAAGAAGCUACUUUGAUAUGAAAUUAAUUUAAUAAAAUCAUUUAAAGAAAGAAACAAAUGAAAUCAUAAUCUCUUUGAAACUAAAGUUAAAAUAUUUCACAAUAUUUGACUCGGUACUUAAGUACAUAGAACUUUACAAUGAUACUAUCCCUUUAUUGUAGAAGAAAAAUGAUUGGAAAUCUUUAAACAAAACUGACCUGUUACUUGACCUUAAUUUAUAUAAAUAAACAUUAUAACAAGUUUUAGAUAAUUGUGUAUAUUAGUGAAAUUAUCGAAAGUAUUAUAUCAAUCUGUAAAGUAAUCAUGUAACAUACAUUUUAUACACAUUUUAAUUUGAAAAUGAGGUUGAUUAAUGUAUGAAGUUAUCGAACGUCCUUGUGAGGUCAUUUAUUUAACAUCUUUCAAGCGUAAAUUAUUGUCAUUAUUUAUUGUUCAUCUCAUUAGGUGUAUAAAUGUAAGAAGUUACAUUGUAUUAUUUUGAAUUUUGUUAAAUAAACAUUUAUUUUUUCUGCA
Molecule: messenger RNA, 1679 nt
Organism: Vanessa atalanta (red admiral)
Lineage: Eukaryota; Metazoa; Arthropoda; Insecta; Lepidoptera; Nymphalidae
Product: succinate dehydrogenase [ubiquinone] iron-sulfur subunit, mitochondrial-like
Exons: 1
Coding region: 204-1052 (282 amino acids)
Biological process (GO): aerobic respiration; respiratory electron transport chain; tricarboxylic acid cycle
Cellular component (GO): mitochondrial membrane
Molecular function (GO): 2 iron, 2 sulfur cluster binding; electron transfer activity
Source: RefSeq, a predicted model, not a curated record